Messenger RNA from Amphiprion ocellaris (clown anemonefish), 7194 nucleotides. RefSeq names its product mitogen-activated protein kinase kinase kinase 10 (gene map3k10). NCBI's taxonomy places the organism in Eukaryota, Metazoa, Chordata, Actinopteri, Pomacentridae. The transcript has 11 exons. The record is from RefSeq and is a predicted model, not a curated record. The coding region runs from base 2049 to 5411 and encodes 1120 amino acids. Gene Ontology annotation, biological process: protein phosphorylation; positive regulation of apoptotic process. Gene Ontology annotation, molecular function: ATP binding; protein binding; JUN kinase kinase kinase activity.
CACCCUCCCAUCCGCAUGGUUAGAAGAUCAGCGGCAGGAGAGGCGCCCGCUUCCCCGUAUGUGAACGGCACCCCGGUGUGUUGGGAUGCAAAGUCAAGUCAGCCCACAGCCUGACAGCUCGGGCAGCUCGAAAUUGUUUCGUGUUUUUGGAGGAAAAACCUGCUCGGAUACGAUGGAGCUCCGGACAGCUGGCUGAGCAGCACCGAACGGGACUGCCGGGAGCCGUUUAAUCUGUCGCCAAACUGAGUUACACGGACCUUAAUGGUCUCCCCUCCUCUUUACUUGGAUGCAAACCGAACGCCCAUGCGACGAUGUCAGUGGAUGUUGCUGUCCUCAGAGUCCAGGUUAGGUUACAGUCAGCGAUAAUUGUUUUCGUAUUAAAAUAAAGCUGUUUCGGGCGGAGGACGCACGCAGCGACUGGAUACAAAUAUACAUUUUGCGCGCGUAAUAAUUGCCGCAUCUUAUUCUAAUUAUUCUUAUUAUUCUUAUUCUUAUUCUUAUUCUUAUUCUUAUUCUUAUUCUUAUUAUUAUUAUUAUUAUUGGAGGGUUGGGGUGUCGAUCUACUGAUAAAGGAAACAUGGAGACAGUGAAUCUCCUCAUCGCCUUUUCUCGGAUCACAGAUACUGUACUGCUGCAAUGCCUCCAUGCAAACUGAGUGUUUUCCAGCUUAUUGCCACCGUGUGACGGUUUCAGCCUCUCCUAAAGACGAAGCAGUGAACAUUUAAAAAAGAAAAAACAGCACACCUCAGCCACAAGCACUGUUGACUGGUGAUCUGGAAGUAUGCGCGCUCAGGACGCAGCAGGAGAAUGAGAAACGCUGGCAUCUCUGUUCCGUCGCCAGCGAAGAGGAGUUUCUUGUCUCACCGACCACUCGUCACCAUCACAAAUGUAGCCCAGCAGAGGCGACUGAACCAGGCCGCUGCACAGACACGGAGGCGGGUUUGGUUGCGCUCAGACUCGGCUGGAUGCUGAACAUGGUGCCACUCCGCAGCUCUCUGUUGGGUACCUGUCGCCCUUGGCUUCUCUGAUUCCCCCCUUAAGCUGUCUUAAAAUGGACGGGGCCUUUUUUGAUAAAAGCUAUUCAGGGACGCUGAAUUGCUCAGGAGUUACCAUGCAUGCAGGAUUUAGCCUUGACCGGCUUGUCGGGAUGUAGGGCGAAUAAACGCGGAUAUUUCCAAACACAAUAUACAGAAGAGAAAACAGCCCAUAUUCAUGGAGAUGGCUGGCGGGGGAGGUGCGUCUACGCUGGGCUGGAUGAGAUAUAAUGAGGACCCCUGCUCAGAGGAUUUCACUCAGCUCAUGCACAGACUGCGGUUUUUAUUGGCAGCUUAAUAGUCCAUUUCCCACAGUAAAAUUAAUCUGACAAUCAGCUGUGGUUUUAUUAUCACCUCAGACUGGUGAAGCUGUUCUCUGCAGCUCUCAGAAUCAAUGCACUAAUUCUUAAUGGGCUGAAAUUAACCACACGUGAGUUCAUUUGGGCAAAUAAUUCAAAACUGUAAUGACACAAUGAGCUCAAACCUUGUUUUUGUUGAAUCUCGGUGAACUGUGCUUAAUUCUAAUGGUGAUGUUGGAAAAUUACACUAACUAUGUAACUGUUUCAGCAGCAUAUGAGCGACCAGUGAGAGGGAUAAUUAACAGCACAUCUUACUCACUCAUCAGGACCUGAACAGACUGAAGGCAUCUCUCGAAAGGAUUUCAUCAAUUGCUGUCUCUUUGAUAAACACACAUCCAAGACUCCUGUGAGAGUUUGUGGCAGCUUCUUUGCAAGACGCAACUGGAAAUAAUCACUUUGGUUUUGGGGGAUCUGCUCUGCUGAGUGUCGUUGUUUGACCUGACAUACGUUGUCGCUGAAUGAACUUGCCUUUGGGAAUACAUGUUACUUACACACUGCGUAGCAACAGCACAGCAGCAGCGGGUGACAGGAUUUGGCACAGAUUCAACAGUGAGAUGUGGUGAUGGGGGAGAGCAGUCGCAGCUCUCUGAGCCUCUGAUCCCCUCUCCCCUCCACUGGUGGCCGAGGACACCUCGUCUCAGUCAAUGGGCCCUGUAUGGAUUUUGUGCCUGAGUUGACAGAGGGCAGGCCGACAGCGUCAAACAGCAGUCAGGCUGCCAUGAACCCAUACGGCAGAGCGAGCAGCACAGCAGCCCCCCUGUCCUGCACCAGCUGUGGGGGCUGCUGCUCACCGCCUCCCCCUUGUCUAAUCCCCCCCGGGCCUCCCUCCUCUACUACCUCCUCCUCAUCCAUUCCCCCUAAUAUGACCCCUCCGCCGCCUAUGUAUCCAGCCCCAGUCGUGCAGGUGGAGAACGGCAGCAGCUGGAACUCCUCCACCAUCUCCUCCUCGGGCUCCCCAGACUCCCACCCUGGUCACAGGUGUGGGGCGAACAACCCCAACCCCUACUGGACGGCAGUGUUUGACUAUGAGGCCACAGCAGAUGAGGAGUUGACCCUGCGGCGUGGGGACCUUCUUGAGGUCCUCUCCAAAGACUCCAAAGUGUCUGGGGAUGAGGGGUGGUGGACAGGCAAGAUCCAGGACAAGGUGGGUAUCUUUCCAAGCAACUAUGUCACAAGGGGAGACGCUGCCAGCUACCAGCAGCUGACUGCAGGCGGGUUAGUGGCAGGUGGGGUUGGUGAAUGCCCCUUGGAGAUUGACUUUUUAGAACUGCUCCUGGAGGAGGUGAUAGGAGCUGGUGGGUUUGGGAAGGUGUACAAAGGAGUGUGGCGGGGAGAGGAAGUGGCUGUGAAGGCCGCCAGGCAAGACCCAGAUGAGGAUAUUAGUGCCACAGCAGAGAGCGUUCGGCAGGAGGCCAGGCUGUUCUGGAUGCUCCGGCAUCCCAACAUUAUCGCCCUCCGCGGGGUUUGCCUGCGGGAGCCCAACCUGUGCUUGGUGAUGGAGUAUGCCAGAGGAGGGGCUCUGAACCGGGCCCUGGCUGGGAAGAAGGUUCCCCCGAGAGUUUUGGUGAACUGGGCAGUCCAGAUUGCAACAGGGAUGGACUAUCUGCACAACCAGGCGUUCGUACCCAUCAUCCACAGAGACCUCAAAUCCAGCAAUAUCCUCAUCCUGCAGCCGGUUGAACGAGACGACUUGUGUGGUAAAACUCUGAAGAUCACUGACUUCGGUUUGGCCAGAGAGUGGCACCAGACCACCAAGAUGAGCGCUGCAGGGACGUACGCCUGGAUGGCCCCGGAGGUCAUCAAGCUCUCACUCUUCUCCAAGAGCAGCGACGUGUGGAGUUUUGGUGUGUUACUCUGGGAGCUGCUGACCGGAGAGGUUCCUUACCGGGAGAUCGACGCGCUGGCGGUGGCUUAUGGUGUCGCCAUGAACAAGCUGACGCUUCCAAUCCCUUCAACCUGCCCCGAACCCUUCGCUCAACUACUGGGAGAGUGCUGGAGCCCGAACCCCCACGGCAGGCCCUCGUUCACCAGCAUCCUGAGGCGGCUGCUGGCCAUCGAGCAGUCGGCCAUGUUUCAGAUGCCUCUGGAGUCCUUUCACUCGUUACAAGAAGACUGGAGGCUGGAGAUCCAGCAGAUGUUUGACGAGCUCAGGGCCAAAGAGAAGGAGCUGAGAUCCUGGGAAGAGGCUUUGGCUCGAGCAGCCGAGGAGCAGAGGGAGCAGGAGGAGCAGCUGAAGAGGAGGGAGCAGGAGCUGGCCGAGAGGGAGAUCGACAUCGUGGAGCGAGAGCUGAACAUCAUCAUCCACCAGAUGUACCAGGAGAAGCCCAGCGUCAAGAAGAGGAAGGGCCACUUCAAGAAGAGCCGGCUACUGAAGCUGGGCAGAGACAGCAACAGCAUCAGUCUGCCCUCUGGCUUCGAGCAUAAGAUCACAGUGCAGGCAUCACCCAGUGUGGACAAGAGGAAGACCCAGGGGUGUGAGAGCACCACCCCUCCUGCCAGCCCGGGGGUCAUACCCCGACUCAGAGCCAUUAGACUGACGCCGAGUGACGGCAGUAAGACGUGGGGUCGCAGUGCUGUAUGUAAGAAGGAGGAUCUGACUGCCAACAAGAAGAAAGGACGAACCUGGGGCCCGAGCUCCACCCACCAGCGAGAGAGAGUCGGCGGGGAGGAAAAGCUUAAAUCUCUGGGUGAAGGCUGCAAAGUUUGGUCGUCCAGCGCACCAAAUCUGGGCAAAUCCCCCAAACAUGCCCCCAUGACUGCUGGCUUCUCCAGCCUCAAUGAAAUGGAGGAGUGCUGUGAGUUCGAGGAGUCACCGGGGUCCUUACAGCCCUCUGAGACCAGCAGUAACGGGGCCAUGGAGGACUCGGGGCCUCUGUGGAGCAGCCUGGGUCCAAACAUGGUGCCGGUCGUUGGUAAUACGAGCUCCUGUCAGGGGUCGGGAAGCCUAGGGACGGGGGUGAGCUACCAGGACUCGCUUCGUCGCUGCAGCCAGAGGAAGAAGAGCGACAUGCUGCUGCUGGGUUGUGCCUCUCUGCUCGCCUCCGUGGCUCUGGGUCAAGACCUGCUGCAGCUGGGAAAACUGCAGGUGCUUCAGGAUGAGCAGGACCUCCGAGAGGAGCAGCGUAAGAAGAAGGAGGGUCUUUUCCAGCGAACCGGUCGUUUCCGUCGCAGCACGUCCCCCCCCAGCAGAAACCUCUCCCUGUCCCUCUCCAGACAUCACGACUCCACGCUUCCCUGCUUGGACCCGUCUCCCUCCGUGACACUCCUCUCUUUGUCGUCUCUGUCCGACUGCAACUCCACCAAGUCCCUCCUCCCCUCAGACCCGGACGAGUACCCUCUGACCCCGAUGACGGGGGUCAAAACGCCGGCAGCGCCUCCAGCUCCGGCCCUCAACCCGCUCCUGGACCUGCGGGCUGAGAGCUUCAAGAAGGAGCCCAACCAGUCGCUGACGCCGACCCACGUGUCUGCAGCCAUGGCCCUGAACCGAGGACACAGACGGACCCCUUCAGACGGGGCGAUACGACCCCGAGCCCAAACUCUGGGACACCGCAGGACGCCGUCAGACGGCAGCAUGCCCAUGCCUCCUCCACCGGGAGCACACAUCACAACUAACAAAGUUACAUACGACACUCUGGACAUCCCUCGACUCCCGGAUCCCUCCACCAUCUUCCCUGUCCCCCAUCGGCGUAAAGCUCCAGCUCCUCCCAUCCCCGACCCGGACGCUCUCUGCCUCAUCAGCCCCCUGGAGAGACCCAAGACGCUGGAGUUCGCCCCCCGGCCGCGGCCCACCCCGGCCCGGAUAAGGCCGGACCCCUGGAAGCUGGGAUCUCUCUCCCGGACCCUGAGCUCGUCGCCGGGCAGCAGCUGCGACAGUCCGCUGGGUUCAGGCGACAGCAGCGCCAGCGCCGCCCGGCCCAACCUGAUGGACAUGGACAUGGAGGGCCAGAGUUCGGACCCCACCGUCCCUCUGUGUGGGCAGCGGCAGCCUGCAACUCUGUGCGGACAACAAUACUCAUAGUGAACGUUGUUUUUUUUGCAUUCAGAAUUGUGUUCCGACACUUCUGAGCUUAAGCUGAAGGAGGAACGCCUACUGAUGUCUGAGCCGAGCAAAGUGCACUCACUGAAGUCUGCAAAAACAUCCCACUUCUUGUCAUGUUUUUUAGGCACUUACUGGAAGCCAUCACUCUUGUGUGCCCUUUUAGUGUCCUAAUGAGGUGUGAAUCCCUCACAGCAAGCCAUUCCCUGCUAGUGCUCACUAACCUGCACGACACUGAGGGUCCUAGAGGCCUUUUAAAAGCCUUGUAGAGUGUUCACCCACCCACCUUACCCUACUUUACCCUUCCUUUUUCUCCCUACUUGGAAACCUUCUCUGCCUGCUUCUUAGCACUUCAUGACCGGAUCACAUUUCCUUCAAUACUUCUCAAAAGCCAUUCAAGCACUUACAAAGCCACUUUUUUGACUUUGCUAACUGGUCAUUUUAAUCCAUUCGCUUGUGCUUUUGCUUGUCUGUGUAGCGUCUCACUUUCUGCUUGCAUCCUUCACGCUUUAAAAGACCAGAAAAGUCCUCAUCCACCUUUCAGGAGUGUUUCCCUGAUAAAAAAAAAGAGGAGCUGGACUGUCUAAAAUUCUUAAUAGAGUGUCCUUGUUCUUAUUUUGCACACCAUUUGUUCUGCCGGUGCACAAACAUCUCCCAUAAAGUCCCCUUCAUCAGCUCUGCCUUCAUCCUCACGUGUCAUCGUCCUUUUCCCUCCAACACUGAGGCAGGGAAAAAAAAGCCUUUUUAUUCCUCACAGCACCGGUGGAAUGGUUCAAUCCUCAGCCUUCAAAAAAGUUUGAUUUUCUCACCAUCCCUGCUGCGACCUGUUAGAAAAAAUGUUUUUUCUAUUGCUUUUGGCAGCCCAGGUGUGUUUCUCCAUGUGUGAAUGUGUAUAUAAUACUGUACAUGUGUGGACGAGCAAUAUGUUUCUGCGUGCUGGUGCUUUUUCAGUGCAUGUUAUUUUACGUGUGGAUGGUUUCGCCGGACGCAGCAUCUCUUCCAAGUAAGACCGCUGGUUGCUAGGCAGGUUCUCAUCCAUUUUUUUUGCAUUUCUUUGACAAAAACAUUCCUCGUAGUAGCACUUCUCUUUGGAUCCUGCUCAUGCCACUGCAAGGGACACAAAGCAGGAAUCAUCAACCUCUUUCCCAACUUCCCAUUCUCUCCUCUGACCUGCUGUGUUCAAACAUCAGUGGCAGCUGGUUAGCCUCUGUGUGGAUGAGUGGACUCAAAGCGCUCUAGUCACGGCUGACAAAUCAACUUUUAUCUCCGGAGUUGUUUUCGUACAGUGGACAUCCUGGAUGCAGAUGGUAUUUACUUGACUGUGCAAGUUUCUCUAGGUGAGUGUGUGUGAGCGUGGAUUUGAGUGUAUGUGUGUGUGUGUGUGUGUGUGUGUGUGUUGUUUGUUAUUUGUAUGGGAUGCUGACAAUCCCGUUGCUAGAAGAGUGAGCCCGAACUCAUUCUCCUCGUGUGGUCAAGAACACUGAGUAUUUAUUAAAUUUAUUGUUAUUAAUGGGAAAAGAUUAAUUAUUAUUAUUAUUAUUAUUAUUAUUAUUAUUAUUAUUAUUAUUAUUAUUAUUACAAUGCUCUUCCUGGGAUAUCUGUAUAUAUUUGUUAACAUAACAGGAAAAACCAAGGAAAACCUGGGAAACUGCUCACUGAAACAUCCAUGUUGUGUUCAGUCUCAACCUGUGACGUUUCUGGGUUCCAUGAGGAGUAAGUGUGAAUUGUGAUGAAUGAGAGAUGAAUAAAAGAAACAAAGAAAGAA